AUGCACAUGGUGUUUCUUGGUAUCGGUGGUUGUAGAUGCUUUAGACGCACGUUUGAAGGCUCUGCUCCGCGCUACAAGGUGAAGGUGAGACGUUCGAUGGUUCUGUCACAUCCAGCCUACGAUCUGACGAGCAGAGAGCACCCAGAGGCCCUGGAACAACACUCGCUCCAAAGACACAAGACGAGAGAGCCACAAAGACGUACGCUGCUGUCUGCUUUACAGCCUGAGCUUGACUUCGUGUGGACAGGGCCUAAACUCCAGUCUGAAACCCUGGACUCCCUGGACCUGAGGACUAGUCCCCAGUGUAAAACCCUGGACUCCCUGGACCUGAGGACCAAACCCCAGUCUGAAACCCCAGACUCCCUGGACCUGCAAACCAGUGCCCAGGACGUCACCAUCGGGAACAAAAGAGUCAUGAUUCCACAGUUCAGUUGA
This is a messenger RNA of Knipowitschia caucasica, 435 nucleotides long. The record is from the annotation of a GenBank genome assembly. NCBI's taxonomy places the organism in Eukaryota, Metazoa, Chordata, Actinopteri, Gobiiformes, Gobiidae.